Messenger RNA from Bacillus rossius redtenbacheri, 1445 nucleotides. RefSeq names its product ketohexokinase-like. The coding region runs from base 219 to 1286 and encodes 355 amino acids. Gene Ontology annotation, biological process: fructose metabolic process. Gene Ontology annotation, molecular function: ketohexokinase activity. The record is from RefSeq and is a predicted model, not a curated record. The transcript is spliced from 7 exons. NCBI's taxonomy places the organism in Eukaryota, Metazoa, Arthropoda, Insecta, Phasmatodea, Bacillidae.
AUUCUUUACUUCUGGGAGUACGAAUUUUUUAUAUCAGUUUUGCUUUCCUCUCUGUUUACUUAUUCUUUGAGUUUAUUUUAUUUUUAUUUUUUAUUUUCAAGCAGAACCAAGGAAUUGAUUAUUUUUAAAUUAUUUAAGCUUUAAGAAAGUUUUUACUUGAAAUAUUAUUUUACAUAUGAUGCUAAUUAUUUUGUGAACUCUUUCAGGCAGCUCCGAUUAUGGCAGAAUCAAGGUGUCUGACCCUCAGUUCCACUUUUGUCAUCGAACAGGGGAGUCAGACCAGCGCCUUCUUGCCAGCUGACGACAGCCUUCAAGCGGCAGGCAGUGAUCAGAGUCUCACUAACAGAGACCUGAAGGUGCUUAGCGUGGGCAUAGCCGUGUUGGACAGCGUAUACGUCGUGAACAGCUAUCCGGUGGAAGAAGACGUCAAGGAACUGGCGCCCUACCACCGCUGGCACCGCGGAGGGAACGCUUCCAACACCGCCACGGCGUUGGCAAUCCUGGGCGCGCGGACCGAGUUCCUCGGCACUCUCAGCUCGUCCAAGAUCGCAAGCUUCGUGGUGGACGACUUCGCUCGGCGCGGCAUCUCCACGGAGCACUGCGUCAUGUACGACCAGCUGUCCGGCCCGCUGGCCGUCGUGCUGACCAACAGGCAGAACGGCUCGCGCACCAUCAUCCACACGGACAGCGACCUGCCCGAGCUGUCCCUCGAGGACUUCCGCCGGCUGGACCUGUCGCAGUACUCCUGGAUACACUUCGAGGGCCGCAACGUGCAGACGGUUGCCCGCAUGAUAGAGGACGUGGACUGCUGGAACGACCGGCAGACCACGGGAGUCAAGCCCAUGCCGGUCAGGGUGUCGGUGGAGCUGGAGAGACCACGUGCCUGGCAGGAAGAGAUCAUGGCGGUAGCGCCCCUGGCCGAUGUGGUGUUCGUGUCCAAGGACUUCGCGCACUUCAUGAAGUGGGAGGGCGUCGACCAGACGCUGGCAGCAGUGGCCGAGCACGUCAAGCCCAGCGCAACUAUAAUAGUAACUUGGGGUGAACAGGGCGCAGUUGCCAGAUCACCAGAUGGCGUUGUUGUCAAGUCUCCGAGCUUCCCUCCAGAGGAAGUGCUGGAGACCCUGGCUGCAGGGGACACGUUCGUCGGCGCCGUUGUGUACAGCCUGAACUGCGGGAACACCCUGCUGGACGCCAUUACUCUGGGUUGCCAGAUAGCGGGCGCUAAGGUGGGGAUGUACGGCGUGGACGGUCUCCAAGAAGUUCAUCGAAAAAUCAUGGGCAAAUAAAUACCACAGGAAAGUUUUAACCAGGUUCAUAGGUCUGUGGUACAAAUGUUUACUUAAAUGUUUAUAAUAUUUUUUUUUUUACAAAUUUUUCAGAUAGUUUGUCACUUUUAAAUGUAUUAAGUUCAGAUUUUUAUUGUUAAAAUAAAAUUUUUAGCUUUU